Esox lucius (northern pike) is the source of this 3281-nucleotide messenger RNA. RefSeq names its product kelch-like family member 32 (gene klhl32). The record is from RefSeq and is a predicted model, not a curated record. The transcript is spliced from 11 exons. Gene Ontology annotation, molecular function: protein binding. NCBI's taxonomy places the organism in Eukaryota, Metazoa, Chordata, Actinopteri, Esociformes, Esocidae. Bases 311 to 2173 code for a protein of 620 amino acids.
GUGACCAGUAUAAAGAGGCGGGGUUUGAAUGUAAUAAUGUAGCUAAUACCUACAAUGUAACCAUCUAGAAAGUGUUCAAUAAAACUGACAAUAAUCGCAGAAUAACUAGCAACCAGCGCUCCAUUGAACAGCUUACAAUUGAACCGCAACGGAUCAAAUGGGAGAACCGCAACAGAUUAAAUGGGAGAACCUCAUCAAAACCGAACGGUUGAGGGGACGGGGUAUGGAGUCAAAUAAGGCUAAUGCAUAAAGUAACUGAAGGCCUUAGGAAUCACAGAAGACUUCCCCUCUUCCAUCUUUAAACGGGAACAUGCCAUCUGAACCAUGUGUCAGUGGCCAGGAGCUGGUAACAGGCCAAAGACUGUGUCAGUCCAAGUCUCACCAGGACUUUGUCCUCUCAGCCCUCAACCAGCAGAGGAAGGACGGUCUGCUCUGCGAUGUAACCCUGGUCGCUGGCGACCAGAAAUUCCACGCCCAUAAAGCGGUGCUGGCGGCGUGCAGCGAUUACUUCCGGGCCAUGUUCAGUCUGUGCAUGGUGGAGAGCGAGGCAGAUGAGGUCACUCUUCAGGGAGUGACCAGUGUGGGCCUGAAACAUGCGCUAGACUUUGCCUACACGGGACAGAUCGUGCUGGAGUCUGCGGUGAUUCAGGAAGUUCUGUCAGCAGGAAGUCACCUUCAACUGCUGGAGCUCCUCAGCCUUUGUUCAAACUACCUUGUACAGGAGCUGAACAGCGUCAACUACCUGGAGCUGUACCGCGUGGCCGACCUGUUCCACCUCCCGAAUCUGGAGGAAUCCGUGGUCAGCUUCCUGGUUGAACACCUGUGCGAGCUGCAGCAGAGCCGCCAGGACGAGCUCCUGCUGCUCCCCUACCGCCUCCUCAGGGAAGUGCUGAAGAGUGAUCGCCUCACCUCACUCAAUGAGGAGGAGAUCUGGCAGCUGGUUGUGCGCUGGCUAGAGCACGACUGCUGCUACCAGUACGCGGAGGACCUGCUCCAGCACGUGCGCUACGGCCUCAUGGACGUGCCCGCCUUGCACCACGUGGCGAAAUGCCACCCGCUGAUCCAGUCCAGCGCUAGCGCCACUGCCCUGGUGGAUGAAGCCCUGGAGUACCACCGUGCCACUUACGCCCAGCCCCUCCGGCAGACCGCCCGCACCAAGCCUCGCUUUCAGUCCCUGACCCUCUACAUCGCUGGCGGGCGCAAGCGCGAGGUGAGCCGCGUGAAGGAGCUGCGCUACUUCAACCCGGCGGGCCGGGAGCAGGCGCGUGUCUCCGGAGGAUCCAACUGGAGCGAGCUGGCCCCCAUGGCGGCCGGGCGCAGCCACCACUGCGUGGCCGUCAUGGGUGACUUCCUGUUCGUGGCAGGCGGCGAGGUGGAGCAUGCCACGGGGAGGACGUGCGCGGUGAGGACCGCCUGCAGAUAUGACCCCCGGGGGGACUGUUGGACUGAAAUAGCCUCCAUGAAGGCGUGCAGGGAGCACUUUGUCCUGGGGGCGCUGGGGCAGUACCUCUAUGCGGUGGGGGGGAGGAACGAGCUGAGACAGGUUUUGCCCACCGUGGAGCGCUACUGCCCCAGGAGGAACAAGUGGACCUUCGUCCAGUCCUUCGACCGCUCGCUGUCCUGUCAUGCCGGCUGCGUGGCUGACAACCUGCUCUGGGUCUCAGGUGGAGUCACAAACACCGCUCAGUACCAGAAUCGACUGAUGGUGUAUGACCCAGAACAGAACCAGUGGCUGACUCGGAGUCCCAUGCUGCAGAGGAGGGUGUACCAUGUGAUGGCGGCGGUGAGACGGCAGCUUUAUGUACUGGGCGGUAAUGACCUGGACUUCAACAACGACAGGAUCCUGGUCCGCCACAUAGACUCCUACAACAUAGACAUGGACCAGUGGACCCGAUGUACUUUCAGCCUGCUCACAGGUCAAAAUGAAUCUGGCGUGGCAGUUCAUGAUGACCGAAUCUAUGUUGUUGGUGGAUACUCAAUUUGGACCAACGAGCCCCUAGCAUGUAUUCAGGUGUUGGAUGUGAGUACAGAAGGGAAAGAGGAAGUGUUUUAUGGACCAACUUUACCAUUUGCCUCUAAUGGGAUAGCAACAUGUUUUCUUCCUGCACCGUACUUCACCUGCCCCAACCUACAGACUCUACAAGUGCCCCAUCACAGGAUAGGAGCUGUCUGACACCCCCAUAGAGACUCCUGUUCAUUUUUACAGAGUCGUCAUUCAAAAUAUAGAUAUGCAGUUAUGUAACAGAAAAUAACAAAGACAGACGGCCCGCUCUCUCUUGAUGAAUACAAACAUACACCAUCUGUACUUAACACAUACACGCCAGUGCCAGAUCAGAUUCCCUGUCUGCUUCCUCAAGUGGGAAUGCAAACCUGACCUAUCUACUUCACUGCCUAUCAUCAGGGCGUGACACUAACACUGAACAGGGAAAAGUAGCUCUGAAUGGAAAAGCAUGGUCCUUCAAGAGAGUGUUGAGAAAGUGCCCAUCCAGCUGCUUGCCCUUCGACAAUGUUACUGAAAUUCCCCAUAAAUCCAGGAAGUAAAGUGAAUUUCUGAAUUCAAAUUUCUGCUUGUUAAAAAGCAUUAAGAUGUCUGGGAAAUGUACUUUCCUAAAUUGGCCCGGCCCCUGCUCAAAUGAGUGGUUCAACAAUGUGCUGCUGUAUUCUAACUGGUGCAGAUCACAAGAUGGCCAUGCUGGACCAUUCAAGGGGAGCAGAGGAUCUCCAUGGAGUGAAACCACUACAUACUACAGCAUUAACCCUUAAAAGCAUUACAGGGCUAAUGGGAAUAUAUUACAUCUAUGUGCUCCAUAUGAUGGCAGUGGACUUAUCCCGGAACUUUCGAGCUGAAACAGGUUUCACCUGUCAACUGCUGACCGCUGCUGAGUAUUUUUGGAGUGCAUUUUCUAUCUGAGCUCAGGAUUUAAGAACGUCCAAUGAAUGUCUGACUACAGAUCAGUUCAUACAGUGAAGACUCUUAGGAAAAAUAGGCUUGGGCCCUGUGCUAAUAUAUAGUGAUGAAAGGGGCAUUUGAAAUCAGCAAAUGGUGCAAUUUGUUUAAGAUAUUGUGUGUAUGUAUGCUAUGACAAUGAUGUUUUCGAAAUGCGGACCCUCCUAUAAUUUGUUUUACUAGAUUUCACCUGCGUUCUUGCAUAUACUAUCAUCUUUAUAACCAAGUAUUAAUCUACUGCAUUGUUUAGUAGCCUGAAACACAAGCAUUUCGCUACACUUGCUCCAACAUUUGUUAUAAUGUGUUUACGACUAAUAAACUUGAACUUGGACUG